Aspergillus puulaauensis is the source of this 603-nucleotide messenger RNA. RefSeq lists its product as uncharacterized. The record is from RefSeq and is a predicted model, not a curated record. The transcript has 2 exons. NCBI's taxonomy places the organism in Eukaryota, Fungi, Ascomycota, Eurotiomycetes, Eurotiales, Aspergillaceae. The coding region runs from base 1 to 603 and encodes 200 amino acids.
AUGUAUGAGGGUGCGGGUCUAUACCAGGACGACGAGUGGGAACCUACCCCCGGCCUCGAGUGGCUUGUGACAGACCCCUUCAAGUACACCGACUUCUCCGACUUCGUGUACGAUGCAGCAGAAAUUGCCGUGCCUAUUGAGAACCACAAUGACAACUAUCCGUAUCCGUAUCCGUAUCGCCGCUCGGAUAUUCUAAUGGACGCCGGCGACGAGACCGAGUCCGACCCCGAGAUGGCCGCCGAGAUACACUCGGGAAUGGUAUCUGUAUGUGGCACGACUACAAGGGAGAGCAGCAGCGAUCCCUUCACCGACAAUCCUAACUCGACUACCCUGCGAAUGACCCUCGAACACCCUAUGCUGAACCGUCUGUUUUUCGACGGCAUCCCGUUCAUUGAGGAGUUCUCUGGUGGACUUCGUCAGAUUAUCAAUGAGGUUAUGUUAGAGCCGAUUACUGCUGGGUUCAACUACGCUCGUCUCUCGAAGACUCUGCGUGACGCUUCUGCGAUUCCGGAUGUUGGGGAGGUUCGUCCUGGCUAUUGGGAACUUCGAAACAGGGCUCGCAUUUGGAAAUGCUGUGAGCGGAUCAUCGAGAAGAUGGGAUAA